Molecule: messenger RNA, 3710 nt
Organism: Styela clava
Lineage: Eukaryota; Metazoa; Chordata; Ascidiacea; Stolidobranchia; Styelidae
Source: RefSeq, a predicted model, not a curated record
AUGUCUUAUCAAAAAGUAAUUGCAAAAAUCAAUGAGUACACUUACAAGUGCACUGACUUCUAUGACUUUGCUGAACCUCAUGGGGUUUUUAAGAGAAAACUAAAUGUGGAUGUCACUCCUCAAUUAGAAGAAAUUAAUUUUUAUAAAGGUGGAAGAAUACCUGCAUACGAUUAUGUACCAGAGUCAUCUAAUCAACAGAAGUAUCUAGAACGGGAAAGAAAAAGAGGGAUCAGAAAUGAGACUCAACUUGAUGAAUUGUUUAACAACUUUAAACAAGGUCAUGUCUGUAUCGUGGGCCCCGCAGGAUCAGGAAAAUCCACACUCAUGAAAGCCACAUCAAGAAAUACCAUGCAUGGAAAAUAUUUCCAAGGAUCCAUCAAGAUGGUUUCAUAUAUAGAAUGCAGACAAUAUAAGAGAAACAGUAAAGUAACAGCAGAUGAACUAAUUUUCAACAACCUGUCAAAGGAAGAAAGAGGUCCAGCAAUUGAAUUUGCAAAAAUUCACCCAGAGGAAGUUUUGUUUUUGCUCGACUCUUUGGAUACUCUUCAAUAUACAGUUGAUAGAGUUUAUGAAGUCAUCAGUCUAGAUGAGCCUGCAUAUCCUGAAGUAAUAAUAUGGAAUUUUCUUUCUGGAAAAUUAUUUCCUGGGUGUCGCAUUAUAUCGGCCAGUCGUGAACAUUCCAUUAGAAAUUAUUGGGGAGAAGUCCGACCAGACAAGGUCAUUGCACUUGCUGGAUUAACAAUGGAGUCCAUCAAAAAAAUCAUUUCUGGAUAUGAAGGAGAUGAAGAGGCCGAGAAAAUAAUAGAAUUUCUCAAAAUCAAAGCUCCAUUACUCUUGUUUCUGUGCACCACACCUGUGAUGCUUGUUUACACAUUGAUAGCUUUGAAAUUCAAAUCUGCCUUCAAACCAAACACUAUGACUGGUAUUAUGAUUGUGGUCAUGAAAAGCAUCUUACAAUCAUCCCACACGCACCAAGAGAAUAUUUUGGAAGUUUUGGGAAAAUUAGAAGAACUAUCAUACAUUGGGACAGUAGAACGUCGAGUUCUAUUUACAGAAGAUGAUUUUCGCCAAGUUCAUCUAAAACCGGAGGAAGCAACUGAUCUAGCAAUCCUGGCUCCUGGAGGAAUAUAUCGUAAACUUUUUCAAGGAAUCCACAUUCUUUACUUCCAACAUCAAAGUAUUCAAGAAAUGCUCACAUCUUUCUAUAUUCUCCGACUGGAUUUAAAAUCGUUCAAGAAGUUCGUGGAUAAACAUCUUCACACCGGUCACUUUGUUUUUGUCAGAAGAAUGAUCUGUGGAUUUUUAUUGAAUCCCGCAGUUUAUGAUGAAAUAGCCGGAAAAUUACUUGAAGAAAUCAGGGAUCUUGAAGAAAAACGAGAUAUUCUCAAGAAAAGUCUGCAAUUACAACUCAAUAAAAUAUCAAAAUCAGACAUAUCCGAUCUUUUGGAACUUUUCACUGCAUUGAACGAAGCCAAGGAUGGAAUGGGUGACAUUGUCAAAUCAUAUCUUGAUGUAAUUGACAUGUAUGGCCAUCCUCUCCCCAUCAGUGAUCUUCAUGUCAUUGGAUCAGUAGCUUCCUACUGUACAUCACUAUCAAUGCAUUUCACAGAUUGUGAUCUCAGGCCAGCCUCACUUCAAACCCUGGCAUCUGAAUUGAAAGAAUCAAAUGUAAAGACCAUGCAAUUGUGGCUGGAUGGAAAUCCAAACAUGGGAGUUGAAGGUUUAUCAUCACUUGGACAAAUACUUUCCAAUCAAUCCUGUGUUGAAAGGUUGGUCCUUGGCAACUGUAACCUGUCGUCAGAUCAACUACAAGCUUUCAAAUCCUCAAUAGGCAAUAGAACAAAUAUCAUGAAUUUGUACCUGCAAGGAAACACAAACAUGGGAGUUGAAGGAUUAUCAUCAGUUGGACAAAUACUCUCCAAUCAAUGCUGUGUUAAAUGGUUGGGCCUUGACAACUGUAACCUGUCAUCAGAUCAACUACUGGCUUUCAAAUCAUCCUUGAGCAACACAGAGAUAGAGUAUUUGUUUAUGAAAGAAGAGCGUAUUGCAAACCAUGAAGAUAUUGUUGCAGUUGCAAAUCUGCUUCCUAAUGUUACAAAGAUGUUGGCAUUGGAUAGAUGGAAAAUAGCAAAUGAAGAUAAAGAAAUGUUACAGAAUCAAUUGAAUGAAAUUGGAUCAGAGAAACUAGAAAUUCAGUUGAAUUAUGUCACAAAACUCAAGAGUCAAAGAAAGUCAGCAAAUGCUACAACCAAUGUUUUUUCUAAACAACUUCCAACCACAACUUCAAAAGCUGAAUUUGGAUCACCAUAUGACAGUUUUGAGAAUACUGGAGAAAAUGUGGAGACUUUACAAGAAGUAGGAAGCCCCAGAAGUGAACUCUUGCUGCCUGAAGAAGAAGCAGAACAAACAGAUAAAGAAGUAACUGAACAACUUGCAAAGCCAACUCAGCAUACUUUGCAUCAAAUAGAAAAUGUUUCAUCUCAAAGAAGUGGAUCCGACAUUCUUUUCACUUGGGAUGCAGUAUCUGACAGAAACGUUCUAUACAACAUAGAAAUCUUCUGCGAUGAUGUAAAACUCGGAGAGACUCACACUACAGAGGUUCCUCAGUACAGAAUGAAAUCACCUACACUUGGUAAAACAUAUCGUUUCCAAGUCUGGGCCAAAGAUGCUCGGGGAAACUCUGGCAUAAAAACACCGUCGAACAAUGUUAUUAAAUUGGUAAACGUUGAAGUUGCCGGUGGCUGCAUGAGACUGAACGAAUGCAAAGUCACGUUUCCUAUUGGAACUUUCAACAAACAAACAAAGGUCUGGAUGUCGGUUGGAAUUGACAAUUCACUAUGCCCAGAAGAAUACAUUGGUAUCGCACCAGUUUUCGAUAUCAGUGCAGAUUCAGAAUUCCUCAAAGAUGCGAUUGUGCAAAUCCAGUCAUGGUGCAUCGGUCUAGAUAAAGACAAAAUUGACAUAUUACAUUUUUCAAGUAAAACUGACUGGGACAAUAUUAAUCCUGAUCGAAUCACAGAGGAUAACAGCAUAGAAUUUCGAUGCAGAAAGUUCAGCCGAGUUAUGGCCGCUAUCAGGUGGUUGAUAUUUGGAACACAGGAGCUUCUUAUGGAACAUCGUCUUUAUAUUUUGAACAAAAACCAAUUUUAUUUUGCAUUUUUCACAUGCUGUGAGACUGUUCGAAGCCAUGUCAUAUCUUACUUCCAAGAGUUGAGAGGGCAACUUGCUCCUAUCCCACUUCCCCAAGUCUUACUACGAACUGGAGACAGAGUUCGCAUAAAUCUCCAAAUUGAUCCUGAACAAGAAGACUUGCAUUUCAAUUAUCUUAAUGGCUAUACCUUCCGAGUAGACAAAACAUUUCUAGGAAAGCAAAGAAAUGAUUACAUGUUCCGUCUUCUCCCUGAAUUAGAAGAAUAUCCCAGGAGUAAAAUCAGAUAUGAGAUGAUUAAAUAUGGUAAUGACCAGGAGAUAUGCGACCGUGAUUUUGAUUUUCCAUUAGAACAAGUAGAUCAUCAACCAGUAAUUUACAACUUUUUUGGGGAUUCGGAACAAGUGCACAUAAUGGGACGAGGAAACGUACACACAAGUCAACAAGGAUUACAGCAGGGGCAAAAUCAACUGCUGUUCACAAUUGCUGUACUUCUGUUACUUGUUGCUAUUUUCCUCGCUUUUUUAGUGGGGUGGCCUGAUUCUACCAUGUAAUUUGUUUG